Messenger RNA from Myxocyprinus asiaticus (Chinese sucker), 430 nucleotides. RefSeq names its product chemokine-like protein TAFA-5. Gene Ontology annotation, molecular function: receptor ligand activity; G protein-coupled receptor binding. The record is from RefSeq and is a predicted model, not a curated record. Bases 11 to 430 code for a protein of 139 amino acids. NCBI's taxonomy places the organism in Eukaryota, Metazoa, Chordata, Actinopteri, Cypriniformes, Catostomidae. The transcript has 4 exons. Gene Ontology annotation, biological process: G protein-coupled receptor signaling pathway.
GCCAGUCAGGAUGCUGAUGUUGAGAGUUGCGUGGGCUCUAGCGGGAGCGGCUAUCUGCUGUUUCCUCAUUAUCCUCAUCCACUCGUGCUUCUUAAGAGACGGUCAGUUGGCAGCAGGCACCUGUGAGAUUGUCACUCUAGAUAGAGACAGCACUCAGCCACGCAGGACAAUCGCCAGACAGACAGCCCGCUGUGCAUGUAAGAAAGGACAGAUCGCUGGGACAACAAGAGCCAGGCCGGCCUGCGUAGAUGCUCAAAUCGUGAAGACCAAGCAGUGGUGUGAGAUGGUGCCAUGUUUGGGGGAUGAAGGCUGCGACCUGUUAAUAAACAAAAAAGGCUGGACUUGUACACAGCCCAGUGGCAGAGUAAAAACUACAACGCUUGAUCUGACUGUGAAUUUGGCAAGAGUCGGUAAAAAGUUCUUCAGCUGA